Molecule: messenger RNA, 972 nt
Organism: Anoplopoma fimbria (sablefish)
Lineage: Eukaryota; Metazoa; Chordata; Actinopteri; Perciformes; Anoplopomatidae
Product: L-serine dehydratase/L-threonine deaminase-like
Exons: 7
Coding region: 1-972 (323 amino acids)
Biological process (GO): L-serine catabolic process; L-threonine catabolic process
Molecular function (GO): threonine deaminase activity; pyridoxal phosphate binding; L-serine ammonia-lyase activity
Source: RefSeq, a predicted model, not a curated record
AUGAAGACCCAGCAGCCUCUUCAUGUGGCCACUCCAUUGAGGCAGAGCCUUGCCCUGACUAAAAUAGCUGGGACCUCUGUUUACCUCAAGUUGGAUUCAUCCCAGCCUACAGGAUCCUUUAAGAUCAGGGGCAUCGGACACCUCUGCAAAACUUGGGCUGAGAGAGGAUGUGAGCAGCUUGUCUGCUGUUCAGGAGGAAAUGCUGGUAUGGCAGCAGCUUAUUCUGCCCGUCAGCUCGGGGUACCUGCAACCAUAGUAGUUCCAAGUGUUACACCAACCCAAACAGUGGAGAGGCUGAAGGACGAAGGUGCCAAUGUGGUUAUCCACGGCAAGGCUCUAAAUGAAAGCAUUGAAUACGGACAGCAGCUUGUUGCAAAUAACCCCAGCUGGAUAUUCAUCUCUCCCUUCGAUGAUCCUCUCAUCUGGGAAGGCCACACGUCUCUGGUGAAGGAGCUGGAGCAAGACCUAAAGGAGAAGCCGGGAGCGAUAGUGCUGUCGGUGGGAGGCGGAGGCCUGCUGAACGGAGUGGUGGAGGGACUGCGUCGUGCCGGCUGGGCUGACGUGCCCAUUGUAGCCAUGGAAACCAUGGGAGCACAUAGCCUCAAUGCAGCAAUGAAGGCUGGGGAGCUGGUCACUUUACCUGAAAUUACCAGCAUUGCAACCACACUGGGCCUGACGAGGGUGUCUGCACAGACUUUUAAACUGGUGGAGGAGCACACAGUUUUCUCAGAAGUAGUCACAGACCAAGAGGCUGUAAAAGCUGUGGAACGCUUUGUAGAUGAUGAGAAGAUCCUGGUGGAGCCUGCCUGUGGUGCUGCCCUGGCAGCUGUGUACAGUGACAUUAUCAAAAGGCUGCAGGAUGAGGGCAAGCUGGUGCAGCGCCUGGGCCCGGUGGUCAUUGUGGUGUGCGGCGGCAACAACAUCAGCAUGGAGCAGCUGUGGAGGCUGAAAAAACAGCUCGGUAUUAUCUAG